GCCUCGAAGAUGGGGGGAGUGUUUUUAGGUAUGCCAGGAACGUGGGCAGGUCAUAUGCACGAAGCUGCUGACCAUUAUACAACAAAAAUCGGUGGACUUCCUGAUUGGCCUAUUCCUCUUCCUUCAGCAAGUGUUGAUUUAUUCAAAUGCAGUUCUUGUAAAAGUGAUUUGUCUCUUCUUGCACAGGUUUAUGCCCCAAUCUCACAUAAGAGUUUGAACAUUGAAGAGCGUGUAAUCUAUGUUUUUGGCUGUUUGAUGCCAGAAUGUGGGAGCACUACUGUAAGCUGGAGAGCUAUUAGAAUCCAAAAGUCAGUAAAUAGUGAAGGUUUAAAGAGCCAGUCUGAUAAAGCUGUCUCCUCGUCUGAAUCUUCUGUAUCAGAUUCAAAGGAAGGAUGGAAGAAGGAUAUAUCGUCAUCUGACUCUUUGGAAGAGGAUGAUGAUGAAGAUGACGAUGACAUAGACCUUGCUGAGUUGGGUAGAGCACUUUCUGAAGCUGCAAGCCUAGCUUCUCAGUCCAAGAAACAAAACCAUGGUCGUAAAUUAACUGCCAAAACUUCAUCCCCUGUCUGUGCAGACAGAGUAAUUGAUAAAAAGUUACCAGUGAUUCCUUGCUUCUAUAUAUAUGCUGAGGAAGAGAAAUUUUCAAAAAAGGAUGCUUCUGUCUAUUCAAAAAACAUCUCAUCUCCAAUCAAGGACCAUGAAAGUGAUCCUGAUACUAAAGAAGAAACAUGGGAGGUGGAAGAUUAUGAGUACGAUAGGGCAUUGAAUGCUGACAGGGUUUACCUUAAGUUCAAAAAGCGAGUAGAUGCAUAUCCAGAACAGUGUUUCAGAUACUCAUAUGGUGGAAAGCCGCUUUUGGCUUCUGGAGAUGCUGGUGAUCCAGGGAUGUGCAGGCUUUGUGGUGCAGCACGUCAAUAUGAAAUGCAGCUGAUGCCCCCAUUGCUAUAUUUUCUGCAGGAAGCCGUGAGCGAGAAAGAAAAAUAUGCCUUGGAUAACUGGAAUUGGAUGACUUUAAUAGUCUAUACUUGCUCACAGAACUGUUCAAAAGAUAACUCUAGCGAUGAUGGCUGGACUGUGGCUGAGGAAGCUGUUGUCGUACAAUAUGAAUAGCAUCGACUAAAUUAUCAUAUGCUGUUUCGUAUGAUUUUGUGAUAUUAGGGUAUAUUUUCGUCAUAAUUUUUGUUGUUAUUAUAAAGUAGAUUAGUAGCAGGGUUGUAACAGUCAAUUGAGUCAAGGGUGGGUUUCUUUUUGCUUACAUUGUUUUUGAGUUUGCUGUUACUUGGUGUUAGUUAGUGUCGAAUGGUUGAGAUGCAAAUUGUCAAAUUUUGGUUCGGAUCAUGUGUUCUAUUGAAUUGCAGAACAUCAAAGACUAUAGAACACACUUGUUUUGGAAUGGCAAUGAAAA
Solanum verrucosum is the source of this 1405-nucleotide messenger RNA. Its product is annotated as probable 20S rRNA accumulation protein 4. Gene Ontology annotation, cellular component: cytoplasm. The transcript has 8 exons. The coding region runs from base 10 to 1110 and encodes 366 amino acids. NCBI's taxonomy places the organism in Eukaryota, Viridiplantae, Streptophyta, Magnoliopsida, Solanales, Solanaceae. The record is from RefSeq and is a predicted model, not a curated record.